Molecule: messenger RNA, 2726 nt
Organism: Ceratotherium simum simum (southern white rhinoceros)
Lineage: Eukaryota; Metazoa; Chordata; Mammalia; Perissodactyla; Rhinocerotidae
Source: RefSeq, a predicted model, not a curated record
AGGCCGUUUGUUGUCACUGGCGGCUCCCAAGAUGGCGUCCAUCAUGGAAGGGCCGCUGAGCAAAUGGACUAACGUGAUGAAGGGCUGGCAGUACCGUUGGUUCGUGCUGGACUACAAUGCGGGGCUGCUCUCCUACUACACGUCCAAGGACAAAAUGAUGAGAGGCUCUCGCAGAGGAUGUGUUAGACUCAGAGGAGCUGUGAUUGGUAUAGACGAUGAGGACGACAGCACCUUCACAAUAACUGUUGAUCAGAAAACCUUCCAUUUCCAGGCUCGUGAUGCUGAUGAGCGAGAGAAGUGGAUCCAUGCCUUAGAAGAAACAAUUCUUCGACAUACUCUUCAGCUUCAAGGUUUGGAUUCAGGAUUUGUUCCUAGUGUCCAAGACUUUGAUAAGAAACUUACAGAGGCUGAUGCUUACCUACAAAUCUUGAUAGAACAAUUAAAGCUUUUUGAUGACAAACUUCAAAACUGCAAAGAUGAUGAACAGAGAAAGAAAAUUGAAACUCUCAAAGAGACAACAAAUAACAUGGUAGAAUCAAUUAAACACUGCAUUGUGUUGCUCCAGAUUGCUAAAGACCAGUGUAAUGCGGAGAAGCACGCAGAUGGAAUUAUAAGUACUAUUAAUCCUGUAGAUGCAAUAUAUCAACCUAGUCCCUUGGAACCUGUGAUCAACACAAUGCCUUCCCAGACUGCCUUACCUCCAGAACCUGCUCAGUUGUGUAAGUCAGAGCAGCGUCCAUCUUCUCUACCAGUUGGACCUGUAUUAGCUACCUUGGGACAUCAUCAGACUCCAACACCAAAUAGUACAGAAUUUUUUUUUUUUAGUUCCUCUGGAUCUGCCUCAGUCUUGACACAUAGCAGCUCAGGAAAUAGUCUAAAGCGCCCAGAUACCACAGAAUCACUUAAUUCUUCUAUGUCCAAUGGAACAAGUGAUGCUGAGCUGUUCGAUUCACAUGACGAUAGAGAUGAUGAAGGGGAGGCAGGGUCAGUGGAGGAGCACAAGAGCGUUAUCAUGCAUCUCUUGUCACAGGUUAGGCUUGGAAUGGAUCUCACUAAGGUAGUUCUUCCAACGUUUAUUCUGGAAAGAAGAUCUCUUUUAGAAAUGUAUGCAGACUUUUUUGCACAUCCGGACCUGUUUGUGAGCAUUAGUGACCAGAAAGAUGCCAGAGACCGAAUGGUUCAAGUUGUGAAAUGGUACCUCUCAGCCUUUCACGCAGGAAGGAAAGGAUCAGUUGCCAAAAAGCCGUACAACCCCAUUUUGGGCGAGAUCUUUCAGUGUCACUGGACACUACCAAAUGAUACUGAGGAGAAUGCGGAGCUAGUUGCAGAAGGACCAGUUCCCUGGGUUUCCAAAAACAGUGUAACAUUCGUGGCUGAACAGGUCUCCCAUCAUCCGCCUAUUUCAGCCUUUUAUGCUGAGUGUUUUAACAAGAAGAUACAAUUCAAUGCUCAUAUCUGGACCAAAUCAAAAUUCCUUGGGAUGUCGAUUGGGGUGCACAACAUAGGGCAGGGCUGCGUCUCGUGUCUAGACCAUGACGAACAUUACAUUCUCACAUUCCCCAAUGGUUAUGGAAGGUCUAUCCUCACAGUGCCCUGGGUGGAACUAGGCGGAGAAUGCAAUAUUAAUUGUUCCAAAACUGGCUACAGUGCGAAUAUCGUCUUUCACACUAAACCCUUCUAUGGGGGCAAGAAGCACAGGGUUACUGCUGAGAUUUUUUCUCCCAAUGACAAGAAGUCUUUUUGCUCAGUCGAAGGGGAAUGGAAUGGUGUAAUGUAUGCAAAAUAUGCAACUGGGGAAAAUGCAGUUUUUAUAGAUACCAAGAAGUUGCCUAUAAUCAAGAAGAAAGUGAGGAAGUUGGAAGAUCAGAAUGAGUAUGAAUCCCGCUGCCUUUGGAAGGAUGUCACUUUCAACUUAAAAAUCAGAGACAUUGAUGCAGCAACUGAAGCCAAGCAUAGACUUGAAGAAAGACAAAGAGCGGAAGCCCGAGAAAGGAAGGAGAAAGAAAUUCAAUGGGAGACAAGGUUAUUUCAUGAAGAUGGAGAAUGUUGGGUUUAUGAUGAACCGUUACUGAAACGCCUUGGUGCUGCCAAGCAUUAGGUUGGGAAAUGCAAAGUUUACACCUGAUGACCAGGGCAGUAGGCAUAAUCAAGCAACAAUCUUCCUUUGGGAGAACCGAUUCACUCCCUUCUUAUUACAGUGGUUCCUAUCUCAGGGAUACUGGACUUUCCGAUGCAGAUGAACAAUUAAAACGAGAAAAAGCUUCCCUUUUUCCUCUUUUGUGGCAGUUGUAAUUUUGACUUCAGUCCUGAGAAAAACUUCAGGUUUUGAAAACAAGAUGUCUGCUCCUUUUCCAAACCCCAUGCUUUGAAAAGCAUUUGUAAAUCCCAGUCUCAGACUCUGCACUCUAGUACUGCUGUUGAGAUAUACAACAUCUUAUAAUCUUGGGUUAUAUAUAUAUAUAUAUAUAUAUUACAUACACAUAUAUAAUAUACCUGAAGCCAGAUUUUUCAUAAAUACUCCAUAUACUGUAAAUAUUGGUUCCUCUGAGUUGUUUUAGAAAAUUAGCCCAAUGUAUUAAAAUCAAGUCUUAGGAAAUUUCAUGGCUUCACCUACAAUAACUUUUAUUUUGGAAUUGAACUAUUAUUAAAUUGUAUCUAACUCUGGACUACAGUUUAAUUAUACUCAGUGCUUCUUAAGGCUUCAUAAAGUAAUUUUUCCAACUUUU